Molecule: messenger RNA, 495 nt
Organism: Wallemia mellicola CBS 633.66
Lineage: Eukaryota; Fungi; Basidiomycota; Wallemiomycetes; Wallemiales; Wallemiaceae
Product: rotamase H
Exons: 8
Coding region: 1-495 (164 amino acids)
Biological process (GO): protein peptidyl-prolyl isomerization
Cellular component (GO): intracellular membrane-bounded organelle
Molecular function (GO): peptidyl-prolyl cis-trans isomerase activity
Source: RefSeq, a predicted model, not a curated record
AUGACAAGACCAGUUGUAUUCUUUGACGUUGCCCUUGGGGAAUCAGCGUUGGGUAGAAUUAAGAUUGAAUUGUUUAAUGAUAUAACGCCAAAAACUGCUGAGAACUUCAGACAGCUUUGUACAGGUGAACAAAGAGUAGGAAAUGUACCACAAGGUUACAAGAAUUCGACAUUUCACAGUGUAGGUGGAGAUUUCCUGAAUGGAGAUGGUACAGGUAGUUACAGUAUAUACGGUGGUGCUAAGUUUCAGGAUGAAAAUUUCACAGUGAAGCAUGAUCAGCCUGGAUUAUUAUCGAUGGCUAACUCAGGACCUAAUACGAAUGGAUGUCAGUUCUUCAUAACAUGCAAAGAGACACCAUUCUUAGAUGGAAAACACACCGUUUUUGGUAAAGUGACAGAGGGAAUGCUCACACUCCGCAAGAUAGAGAACGUACAGACAGGUGCUAACAACAAGCCAAAAUUGCCAGUUAGAAUAACGCAAUGCGGUGAAAUGUAA